Parnassius apollo (apollo) is the source of this 2199-nucleotide messenger RNA. NCBI's taxonomy places the organism in Eukaryota, Metazoa, Arthropoda, Insecta, Lepidoptera, Papilionidae. The record is from the annotation of a GenBank genome assembly.
AUGUUUAAAGAUGAUAGUGUGAACAGCAGAAAAGAUGGUAGUAGAGAAGAAAUAAACCCAAGUGCUUUGCAAGGAAUUGUUACUUCACUGAACUGCCGGACUAUUAGAAUCGGAUCAUAUAGAUAUACACCAAAAGAAAAGGUUUACAUAUCAUCUAAAGGUAUUAAAAUAGUGGCACCCUCUCUCAAAAAUGAAUCGAGAGAGGUGGCACUACAAAUACAGUUGAAAGAAGUUGUAAGAAUAUUAGUACAUUUUGGAAAAGGACUACCUGUUAUUUUUUUAUAUACCAUGAGUAAAUGUGGAGUAUACAUAAGAAAAGCAUUAGAUAUGACUGAAGAAUCAGGCCCAUAUUACAACCCCAUGUCAGGUAUAGAUCCUUUCAAAAGAAUAACACUCUUACCUGAAUCUAUAACAGAUGAAGCUAAAAUAGCCUUAAAAGCUUUAUUUGGUAAAGUAAUGGAUGAACUUAAUGCUCGUGAAGCUAAUGAAAUUUUAGUCAGGACAUGUCCUAAAGAUAGUGGUAAUGUUUCAAAAAUUACAACUAGGUCUGUAAGUGCUUCCAAUACAUCAGGAGCUAAAAGCGCUAACCCUGCCGAAAUAAGGCAGAUCUUAAUUUAUCCACCUGGUAAAGGAGGUAUACCUAUUAAUACAGAAGACUACAUGUGCCUAGCUCAAGAUCAGUUUUUGAAUGAUGUGAUCAUAGAUUUUUAUUUAAAAUAUUUAGUUCAUGAUGUAUUAACACAUGGUCAGAGAGAAAAGACUCAUAUUUUUAGCACAUUUUUCUAUAAAAGGCUAACAACCAAACCAAGUAAAGUUAAUAAGUGUUCUAAUCCACACGAGUGGGACAGCAGUUUGACACCUGCACAAAAGCGGCAUGCGAGAGUGAAAACUUGGACAAAAAAUGUUAACAUUUUUGAAAAAGACUUUAUUGUAGUUCCUAUUAAUGAAAACUGCCAUUGGUUUGUGGCGAUUAUUUGUUUUCCCAGUUUGGAUGGUUGUAGAAGUAUGAUUGAUAAUAGAACUGUCACUCCUCAAGAAAUAAAAAAAAGAGAACGACGGUCUUCGAUACAAAUAGGCAAUACGACCAUCACCCCUUUAACAAAGCAAGAACAGCUUACAUUAAGUUGUGACUCGGAUAAUCUUAGUGAGAGGGAUGAAGCUGAAGCAGAUGAAAGUGAUUUAGAUAUGCAAUGCGAUUCAGAUGAGGAAGAUGUUGAGAGAAAUGAAAAAAUAGUUGAACCUCAACCUAUAGGCAAAAAUGAACCUAUUAAACAACCUUGUAUAUUAAUUUUCGAUUCAUUAGCUGGUGCCUCUAGAUCUAGAGUGGUUGCAACUCUGCGUGACUACCUCACAUGUGAAUAUCAAGCUAAAAUGUGUAAAAGUAAAGUAUAUAACAAAGACAAUAUGAAAGGAAGCUGUCCAAAAAUACCUCAACAAAAUAAUUUUACUGACUGUGGAUUAUACUUGUUGCAAUAUGUAGAACAAUUUUUUAAGGACCCUAUUUUGGAUUAUUCUUUACCUAUAAAGCAGCUGGCUCACUGGUUUGAUGAAAUUAUUGUAACAAGGAAGCGAGAAGAUAUCUCGAUCCUCUUAAAAUCAUUGAUGGACAGAUAUAAUCCAGAAUCACAUUUGAGUUUACCAGAUAUAACAUUCCCUACAUUAAAUGGUAAACUGAUAGAAUCAGAAGAACAACCAGAUGAACCUUCUGAUGGUGAUAAAGCAAAUUCUAGCAAAAUGCUAAAAGGAGACGGAAAGGAUUCCGAAGGACCAACACUCACCUUUGUUAAACAAAUGCCAACUGGUGAUAUAUUAGUGAAACGCAAUUUUUCAGAUUCAUCUGACACAAUCCAUUUAAGAAAAACUAUAAGGUUGUCUAGUGAUUCUGAAAAUAGAUCUGUUGUUUCAAUAAAACAAGAAUUCAUAAAGAAAGUUGAAAAUGAAAAUCAAAUUCUUAUACCUAUUAAGUUACAUACAAGUGAUUUGGUUAAAGACAUUCAAAACACAUUAAUAGUUAAUAAAAGUAAAACUAUGAGUGAUAAAAAACAUGGUGUACAUAAUCAGAAUGUAUCUAGUGUGAACUGCAUUCGUCAGAAUGUAAGUGAAAGUGACAGUAACUCGUUUCUUAAAGCAAGAAGGAUAAACAAACUUGAAGAUGUAGUGAAUGAAUCAAACAAAAAGUUUAAACGGAAUGAAUGUUAA